This is a messenger RNA of Caenorhabditis remanei, 3042 nucleotides long. RefSeq lists its product as uncharacterized. NCBI's taxonomy places the organism in Eukaryota, Metazoa, Nematoda, Chromadorea, Rhabditida, Rhabditidae. Bases 1 to 3042 code for a protein of 1013 amino acids. The record is from RefSeq and is a predicted model, not a curated record. Gene Ontology annotation, molecular function: protein binding. The transcript is spliced from 8 exons.
AUGCGUAUUCAUAAAAUUAUAAUUCUGUCGAUGAUGAUGGUGGUGGUGGUGGAGGUAGCCUGGACUCGUCGGAUCGGUAGGAGAGGUGUUAUGGGAGGAGAACAAGAAACAGACUUCGAAAUCAUGUUCGACAACCUCUCCCUCCUUGCGCGAGUGACCAAUGCAAUCGCCCUUCACUCGGCGAUUCUCCGUAAAUCUCUGAGCAUUCACGACAUGCUUGCCGAGACAAUCUUUGCGAAUCCACGGAAUUUCAGUGAUAUUUUUGAGCAUGAUGCAUCAGGAUUCAAUAAAACAUUCGAUGAGUUGGUGUCUUCCUACCAGAAUAUCAAGAAAGCCACUGACCAGUAUUAUAACGAAAUGGUGGAGACUGGAAUAUUUACUGAGAAAUUGAUUGAGGCAAUGGAGAUGGAUUACGAUAUUGAACAUACUGUAAUACAAAAGUAUUUUGAGAAUUUGAAGAAUCUGAAGAUAAAUGGAGAUGUGAUGGGAUGUGACAAGGAUUUGGUGAAGAACACGAUUCUGAAAUUCUGGAAAGUGAUGAAUGAGAAAUCGGUGACGUUCUCGACUGGAAGUCAGAAGAAGGAUGCAUUAGAGGCGAUGAAGUUGAACACAUCGAUCGUCCUCAAAUGCAUGGAUUCCUUCAAAACUUACAUUGAGAAAGUGAACCCAAUAAUCCAGCGAAGCGACAAACUCCGAAAAGUGAUAUUUGCAAGGGAAAUGUCGAGAUUAUUGAAAUCCGACAACUCAAAGUCGUUCAACUACAGUACCUCAUUGGCUACUGUAAAAACUAUGUUCGCCGAGACAAUCAAGAAUUGGAAACCACCAAAAGACAAGGCUUACAAGAUGAUCAAAAAGUCAAACUCACUCUUUUUGGCUCUCGACGACCAGAAAUUCAUCCCCGAGCAGACGCUUACUGUAGGCUUCGGCUACUUUAAUAGAUUGAGAGAAGACGUGAAAAGUGAAUGGUUUAAAGAGAAGAUCUCAAUGGGAAAAAGCACAAAAUCACUGGAAAAUGGUCUAGAAGCAUUCUUCGAGUUUGGAGUCCUCGUGGAGAAGUUGAGGAGGACUUACAUAAUGUUUAGCGGGAGCUUUUAUAAAAAUCAGGACUUCUUAGAGAAAUAUCCGGAUGAUUUGAUGAUAAAUGAGGAGUUCGAUGAGAUGAAGACAGGCGAAGAGUUUAUUGGAUCGAGUAGGAAGGUCUUCGAAGACUGUUGGAGCAAGACACCAGAAGAUUCUGAAGUUUUUCAAGAAUUCGAUGAGAGUAUUGGAGGAUUUAUACACCUUAACAAUACAAUAUCAGAUAUUUUGAACUGGGUCAAUGAGACAAUUGGAACUUUUGAUAUGGAAGUUGUCAAGAUUUCGUUGGGUAAGCUGCACCAGUUGGAUUUUGGAGAUAAAAACCUCAACGAGGCAAAAGAAGCGAUUUCUGGAAUCCCAAAUUUCCAAAUCCUCAACAAUUUUCUUUCAAGAUUCUCCACUCUCUCCGAACUACAAACUACACUUGACACCGACUACACCACCACCUUCGAAACAUUCAAUAUGACUGAAAUCUUCAUUUCCACUAUCCAAAAUCUGACAGAUUCAAGCAUGACAACUGACUUGAGGUGUCUAAAAACCAACCAGUUCAAUACAACGAGACUGAAUGAUCUCAUGAUGUUCAUGGAGUCGAUUCGAAGGACUUCUGCGGAGAAUUUGACUAAUCACAUGAAGAAUUUGAUGAGUUUUUAUAAUGCGAUGAGAGAGGCGUUUUCGGAAAUUGAGGUUUAUGUGAAGAAGCAUCGAAAUAUAACGGGAGAUCCAGGGAAUCCAGUAUUGAAGUUCAAAGAUCCUCAAAGAGUCUCAUAUGCCUUCGGAUCAGGAAUUCGCGCUGUCAGUUAUAUUUGGGAUGUGUCCCGGAAACGAGCAGAUUUUAUGGAUGCAACGAAAUAUUCGAAAGAAGUCAAAGAGCACAUUGCAAUGUUCAACGAGAAUGAAGAGAUCAGAGAGUUCUGGAAAAACGAUCCGAAUGCUUCGAUCCAUCGACUAUUUGACGAAAUCGACCGGUUGAGUGACUACUGUAGAUCUGUCAAAAACAAAGACUUGAUGACAAUUCGAGAUUUCUUCGAUCACGCGAAGAAUGUCACUGGAUUCAAGGGACAUUAUCGAACAUUUUGGUCCGUUCAAGAACAAUUGAUUUCUUAUGGUUCGAAGGACCCGAGUUUUGAUUUUGCGAUAAAAAAUGCUAUCAAAUUAUCGCAACUGGAUUUAGACUUCUCGAAUCGUGAGGCUACUUUGCAGGCGGCAAAGUUGAGUGCUCAGGAGAUCAAGGACUAUUUUGAUGAGAUUUUUGGAUUGAAGGAAGUGGGAGUGACAGCGGAAAAGAAGAAGAAAAUAACCGAGAACUCGUAUCUUACUGUUGUUGCUUUCGCAGUCCCCCUCUUCCUCCUUCUCUUCAGUUGUGCUUUUCUUCUCUAUGCUUUAUCUGAUAACGGAAAACGACACAUCAAAAAUUUCUAUCUUUACUAUUUCGGGAAGUCAGCAGCUUUUGAGAAACGAUGGAGAUAUUCGCUAUUCAUGGAUAGACAGGAUGGUGUGAACGCUCUACAUGAAGCCGUCCGAGAAGUCAAUGCAGCACAUGUGUCAGAAGUUGUGAAGGGCGGAGCUUAUAUAAAUGUCUAUAAUUUACAUGGUAACACCCCUCUUCACUGUGCAACAAAACUAGGAUUUCCCGAAAUCGUUGAAAUUCUCAUCAAGAAUGGAGCCGACCGAACUCUUCGCAAUGCUCAAAAUGAGACGCCGGAGCAAAUGUUGACCUACCGAUCGGAUGAAAAGAAACGAGAGAAGUUUGAUGAAAUAGAGAGAAUCUAUGCAAAGAAUAGAGACAAGAAGUUCCGAAUUCAAGUACCUGAAGUCUUCCCGUCGUUUAUGUUUCACAUUUAUGCUGACAGGAAUACGGACGAUGAGUUGACGAAUAAGUUUAUGGAACAGUUUCAAGCGAUUACGAAGGACGGACGGACGGCCGAUAAGAAUGUGUCAACUGUGAUUCUGGCAAACGAUCUCUAG